This is a messenger RNA of Drosophila montana, 1220 nucleotides long. RefSeq lists its product as uncharacterized. NCBI's taxonomy places the organism in Eukaryota, Metazoa, Arthropoda, Insecta, Diptera, Drosophilidae. The record is from RefSeq and is a predicted model, not a curated record. The transcript is spliced from 2 exons. The coding region runs from base 235 to 1170 and encodes 311 amino acids.
UACGAAAGCUAACUAAAACUGAGCGUAGCGUGCAAAUUAUCUCUUUUUUUUAGCUAACUUGCACAAACGUGCACAGUAAUAAUUAUAUUAUCGAAAGCCUGAGUACUUAAAAAGUUUUUAAUUAGCUUUAGCUUUAUGCUUGGACAACACCUCGACAAGUUCGAUUCUAUAAAAAGCCAUUACUUUGGUGCACAAUUUUCAGUUGAGACGUUUGUAGUUUAAAGUACAAUUAUUAUGAACGUGAACGGUAUCAUUAUUUUAUUGGUAUUGGCCACGUUUGUGGAAGGCGCCAGUGUUCCAGAAGACAAUGAGUCUUCCUCUACUACCGAAAACGACAACAGUUCUUCUUCUACAAAAGACACCAGUUCUUCUUCUACAAAAGAACCCAGUUCUUCUUCUACUCCUUUAACUUCUCCAGAAGACACUAGUUCUUCUUCUGCUUCUCCAAAAGACACAAGUUCUUCUUCUACUCCUUCUUCUACAUCUCCAAAAGUCACUAGUCCUUCUUCUACUUCUUCAAAACACACCAUUUCUUCUUCUACUUCUCCAAAAUACGCUACUCCGUCUUCUACUGCUCCAACUCCUUUUUCUUCUACUUCGACAUCUACUUCUUCUACUUUGUCAACUUCUACUUCUGUUCGGACUCCCACUUCUAAGUCUACUACACCUAAAGGCGAAACUAAAACAACAGAGGACCCUCUCACAGAAUUGGACACGCACAUAAAUGAAUUAAUACAAAAGCUUAUCGAUUCCAAGGAAGGAUAUUACGAUAAAAAUAGAGAAUAUGAGGAUGAAUUGUCAUAUUUAAUUCAUGCCAAAGGACUGAAAAAGGAAUAUUUUACCUACAAAUAUGACAUUUAUAAAACAUUCAAAUUCUAUAACAAACGACGGUUAGAGCUAGAGGAAAAAAUUGAAGAGCGCAUUGAAGAGAUCAAUACUGAACUUACAGUCGGAGUGGAAAAUGAAUGCUUUACGUUUUAUUUAAGGCAAAAAAGGACACUCGAGCUCGCUCUUGUCAAGUCAAACUAUCAGAAGGAAGAUGCAUUGCGACAAAAUGACACGAAUUGCCCAAACUACAUAUAUGAAUAUGAUGAAUACAAUGAAUAUGAUGACUUUUAUGACUACGAUGAUUUUGAUUACUAUCAUUAUUUUGAUAACUAUGCUUAUUAACCCUUACCAGAAAUAUUAUUCAAUAUAAAUAUUACGAUUUGUACCUCUGA